This is a messenger RNA of Momordica charantia (bitter melon), 1652 nucleotides long. RefSeq names its product purin 7 (gene PUR7). Gene Ontology annotation, biological process: 'de novo' IMP biosynthetic process. Gene Ontology annotation, molecular function: phosphoribosylaminoimidazolesuccinocarboxamide synthase activity. NCBI's taxonomy places the organism in Eukaryota, Viridiplantae, Streptophyta, Magnoliopsida, Cucurbitales, Cucurbitaceae. The record is from RefSeq and is a predicted model, not a curated record. Gene Ontology annotation, cellular component: cytoplasm; chloroplast stroma.
CUAGGGCCCCUUUGAAAGCCCGGAGGAUCGGACCCCUGUUCAAAACGAGCUCUGUCUCUACGCAACCGUAUAAAGUCGCCGACUUUCCGACCGAAACUGCAGGCUGCUGCAGCCACGCAUCGGGAGAAAAAGAUGGCUCGCCCUAUGUCCGGCGUCGGCCCCGCUAAAACCCCCGCCGUCAAGCUCCCUAUUGCCGUUUCCUCUCUCUCUUCAGCCUCCUUCUGCGGAGGCAGGACGAGGCUGAGGAUGCUCUCCGCCGCCUCUUCUUCCUCUCCGGCGAAGGCGAGCCUGACCCACCGUAAUGUGUCCUUGGAUGCUUUGAUCAAAGGGGAUCGCAGGGAAGAGGUCUUCAGCGCCAUUGACGAGUCUUUGACCAAUUGUCUCUCUGAGACGAAUCUCCACUUGACCGUUCCUGGGAUUAAGUCCAAAACCAGGGGCAAGGUGAGAGAUAUAUAUGACUAUGGGGAUUAUCUUAUUUUGGUUACAACUGAUCGACAGAGUGCCUUUGACAGAGUUCUUGCUUCCAUACCUUUUAAGGGCCAGGUUCUUAACGAGACCAGCUUAUGGUGGUUUGACAGAACGCAGCACAUCACUUCAAAUGCAGUAGUGUCAGUCCCGGAUAAAAAUGUCACAAUCGCAAAGAAGUGUUCUGUUUUUCCUGUUGAGUUUGUUGUUAGAGGAUUCGUCACUGGAAGUACUGAUACAUCAUUAUGGACGGUGUACAAGAAGGGGGUGCGAAGCUACUGUGGAAAUGUUCUUCCAGAUGGCUUGGUUAAAAAUCAGAAGCUAUCUUCAAAUAUACUUACUCCAACAACCAAGGCCGCUACUCAUGACGUUCCUGUGACACCUGAUGAGAUCAUUGAACGCGGGCUGAUGACUCAAGCUGAUUAUGAUGAAGCAAGUAGAAAGGCAUUAAGCUUGUUCGAGUACGGGCAGCAAGUGGCUCUGGAGCAUGGCAUGAUAUUGGUUGACACAAAAUAUGAGUUUGGAAAGGGAGAGGAUGGAUCUAUUCUUUUAAUUGACGAGGUGCAUACUCCUGAUUCGAGCAGAUAUUGGAUUGCCCAGUCGUACGAGGAACGCUUUCAAAAUGGCCUUGAACCUGAAAAUGUCGACAAGGAAUUCUUGAGGUUGUGGUUCAAAGACAAUUGCAAUCCAUAUGAAGAUGAGGUUCUCCCAGAUGCUCCUGAAGAGCUUGUCAGGGAACUGUCAUGGCGAUACAUUUUCUUAUUCGAAACAAUAACCAAAUCCAAAUUUGAGGUGCCAUUGACAGAGGAACCUGUACAUGAUCGGAUAUCUCGAAACGUGGAAACGGCAUUGGCAUCCUUAAAGUGAGCAUAGAGAUUGUUGGUAGCUGAAGCUGAGUUAUACAACAUUGCAUUUACUCAAUAAACUUGAUGAAAUUUGGUGGUCCUGUGUGGUGGUGCUGUUGUGUUUCGUAUGACAUAGAUGUAACUUGCAGGGACAAAAUAAAGAACUUGUGAAAGUAAGUUGAUCCUGAUUGUGGCAAUGCUACCGGCAAAAAUCGUUUCUUAUGUUGGAGUUUGUAGACCAUGAAUGUAAAAUUUUCAAUUUGCGGAAUUUCAUAUGCAGUCUUUAUAGUUGAGACACAAACUUAAAAAAUAAGAAAAGCAUGAUGAGUUUGUUUCUUGCAA